Molecule: messenger RNA, 7409 nt
Organism: Gasterosteus aculeatus aculeatus (three-spined stickleback)
Lineage: Eukaryota; Metazoa; Chordata; Actinopteri; Perciformes; Gasterosteidae
Gene: aebp1b
Product: AE binding protein 1b
Biological process (GO): regulation of DNA-templated transcription; protein processing; peptide metabolic process
Molecular function (GO): zinc ion binding; metallocarboxypeptidase activity; DNA-binding transcription repressor activity, RNA polymerase II-specific
Source: RefSeq, a predicted model, not a curated record
AAUGAAUGAUACAUUUUUUGAAUAGCUAAAAAUUGUCAUCAUGCAGUUUUGAAUUGAGACCAUAUGGUUUGUGGCUCUUCUAUAGCUUUUCUGUAAUUCAGCCACUAGGGUGCAAUAGAUCUGCAACUUAAAGGACUAAAGCCACAUGAGAACAUCGUACCGUCUACAGGUGCCAUAUAAUUCAGAGUCAUGUGUCGUAGUACAGCAAAAUCCUCUCGUGCACAAAUAAACGUCAUCACUAAAUAGGUUUCGGUGCUUUAGCUUUCAAAGCAGGAGCAGCAACGUCCUGUGAAAUGUAAACCUAAUCCUUAUUUAUUCUCCCCUUGGUUGUUUAUUUUCAAGUGAACCUCUGAAGUUCCUCUGGUGCUUCAUCAUCAGGGCAGAGCGCCACUAUUGGCAGCCUUUGUUGACAGUCUUAAAAGUCUAGCAGUCCACCGUCCAAGGCUCUUCAGUCUGUGAUUCGUCUUUCCUCUGGGAAACAAAUUAUUAAUAACAAAUCAUUGAAGCUCAGUUAAACAGAACUUACUAGAAUGUAAGUGCACCUCCCUUGUGUUCCCGCCACGCAGUACAGUUUUGCAAUCUAUGCAGUGAUCCAAGAAAAGUUGGAGUUUUUGGUCCUUGCUCAAAAAAAAAAAAAAAGAGUUGGAAUGCCUCCAAAGGAAUUGUUGCCGUGCGCUUGUACAUCUGCGCUUCAUCAGACUCGUGGCUGCAUUCCCACGGUGCCAGAUGACCGGGCUGUGGUGGACCUGCUGAAUCACAGCACACACACACACGGGGUGGAAAAAAUGUUUCAGCAAACCUAAUCUAUGUCCAACUCUCUGUUCCAUUAGUGGUAUUUUAUUCCUGCUAAUACUUUACCGUGCUUUCUGCGUCAGUGUCGGCAUUCUGUGCACAUGUUUUCAGACGAGCACAAGUACAAACGCAGGACACAACUGGAAUUGUUUCACUCGGGGGGCCCAUUAACGGGCAAAUAAUGCAAUACACAGACAUCAGUUAUGUGUUAUUCUAGAGGGAGGCUUUUUAGGGCUCCGCAUGAUCAGUGAGAAUGGAGGGAGAAGAGUGAGAUGGACUUUAGGGGGUAUGUGUUUCCAUUUGUACCUUGUGAGCCUGCUGGAAUACAGCAUUUCUUACUCUGUCUCCCGUCCCCCCUCCCCCAACUCUCUUCCUCCCUUUUUCUCCUUCUCUGAUGUCAUUGUUUCCUGCUCAGUAGAUGCUGCUGCUGCUCAGCUCAAGGCUGAGUGCACAGACCCUAAACGUAUUCUCUGAGUAGGUCGCCUGUUACGGAUUAUUAGAAGCAAGCAAAAGGCACGUCUGCUCCAUUAAUACCAAAGUGUAAACCGUUAGCUAAGCUAAUGUAAGGUCUGGGCUACUCAUCUGCUCUCUGUGAUCACGAAUGAUGUCUUUUCUGACACAAUCUGAUCAAGCUUCUCUGCAAAAGGUCCCUCUGACUAGUACUCAUCAACAUGUGAGUGACAUGAAGGGUCGCCGGUUCUUGUCUUACGUCCUGGUUCAAACAUUUUUGAGUUUAAGUUGAGUCAUUCUUGUCUAAAAUGGUGGAACGGUAUUCAUAUUGUGAAAACAGAAAGGUUCCUGGUCGUUCAAUGUAAGUGGCAGAAAGUCAAUAAUUAAAUGAAAAGUACUGCAACAUAAAUCCAAUGGAAAUAUGUGUGAUUUCUGAUUUUGAGUAUUUUAUAAAGAGGGAUCGUUUUGCAGAUAUCCCUGAAGCUCCCCAGUAUGUGUCUGUUUCCUCGCCAGUAGAAAAGGCCUCUGCGUGAACUCGCUGCAGUCUGAACGAUCUGCCGUAUUUAUUUCACGGACGUGGGCUGUGCAGCGUUCUGAUUGAACUGUUUACAUCAGGAAUUUCUCAAUGUUUAACCUCCUUUCAGGGGGGAAGAUAGAGCUAAAUUUUCAGUUAAAACCUUGAGCUGACCUUAUUGUAUUUUCUAGGAAUGACUGUAUGAACUGAGUUACAGUAACAUGAUGCCAUUUUCCUUGAAAAUAUUUUGCACUUCUAUAUUGCUUGAGUUUUAGUAAGGCUGGUCAGAAUUUUAGCAUUUAAAUCCAAAUUUUUAUCAUUUAUGUCUAAUGCGUUUAACUGGACCUACAUUUCAGGCCCUAAAUGGAUCUAUUCUACUCCUUGCUGAGAAUGAAUCACUCUGGUUUACCUAAGAAGACUGAAAUAGGUACCUUAACUAGACUGGUGGUCAAAUAAACACAGCAGGCAUUUCAAGGGCCUCACAUUCUCUCGGGGGGAUGGGGUGCGGAGGAUGCACCAAGAUCUUUUAAGGUUAUUAUUCCCUCAUAUGCUUCGACCAUUCUCGUGUAAUGUGUGUGUGCUCCUCCACCCUCGGCGAUCAAUACUUUUUCUUCCGGAUAGUGAAGGCGAAUUACACAACACCAUGAAAAUAGUUUAUGGCCUGUCCUGCCUGUUUUCAUUUACUUUCAAUUCCUCCCUCUGAUGAUUAGUGGUCUUUGGUUUUGUUAACACACACACAAUCCUUGUCUUCCCCCUUGUUGUCUCUUCCUCCUCCUCCUCCUCCUGUGGUGGAAUUGAAUGUCCUAGGAGUAGCUCCUCUCUCCUGCUGCCUUGCGCUGUCAUAACUCUGCAGAGCAAAAGCUCUCCGCCUGAGGAAUUGUACGGGAGAAAAAGGAGCUUCUUUCACAAACUCGGGAGGUGCGAGCCCUGUGGUCUCAGGCCCCGUCUGCCCGCCCUCGUCGUCCCCCCCCGUCUCCUGUCUGAGCCUUGCACCUGUUGUGACUCGUCAGCCAGGUGAAGAGGGAACCUCUGGUCUGGCGCUGUUUUGUCAGCUGACCGUAGCUGUAGGGCAAUUAGGGACCCGGUCUAUUCAUCUGUCUGGAUUGCUGCUUUUGCUCUGCGUCUCUCUAUCUGCGUGUGUGUGUGUCUCUCUCUCUGAAACCCACCUCCCUGCAUAUCCCCACCCCCCUCCCAGUCCAUCUCUCUCCACGUCUGGCCCAGUCUGAGCCUGGCUGACACUGUGGCUGCGAGUACGUGUGGAGCUGAAGAAAUUUCCGCGCAGGAGUGAAGGUGUGGAUCGCAUUGCAAAGGGGUAGGGGGCGGCCCAGGGGAGGAAAGUGUAAAAAGUACUUCUUCUGGCGCAGUUGGAUUUAGCAGUGGGGACGACUGGGAGAGAAAAGCAAAAAAGAACAAACCAAAGAAUUCUGCAGUUGGACGAGCAGAGCAGAGCAGGUAUGAAGAGCCAGACUGUUGUUGUGUCUGUGGCUCUGCUGGCUCUGUGCUGCCUGCAGAUCCCAAGAGGAGGGCACAGUGCUGGGGGGAUCGCUUCUCUGCAGCUGAGUGGAGGGGAGAAGCAGGCAGAGGAUCAGCGGUCCCUGGAUGACCCAGAGAGUGAGCAAGGACUCACAGGGGACCCACACCCACUGGGAAGCAGCAUCCAGGACAAGAGAGACACGGAGGAGGUCCCAGCGCUUGGCAGGGUGAGGAGAGCCCCAGAGGAAGGCAAAAAGAAGAAAGACAAGAAGAAGAACAAAGAGCCAAAGGCCCCCAAAGCCACCAAAAAGCCUAAAACUGACAAGAAGGGAAAGAAGAAGGACAAGCGGACCACCACAACUCUACCCCCAACCACGACAGUGAUCCCCACUGAACCACCAACUGAACCUGAACCUGAGCCCGACACAGACACAGACUACAACUAUCCUGAUGCUGACAAUGAUUACUGGAAACCCGACGACGACUACUGGGGUGCAGACCCCACAACACCCGGGCCCCGGCCCGAGGCCCGCACGGAUCCUCCGUACGACGACAGGAAGCCGGAGGAGGAACAACCAGCUGCCCCGGUGACAGACGCCUACAGUGACUACUGGAAACCGGAGGAGGGAGAGCCGUCUGCUCCGGCACCCGUCGCCUACGACGACUACUGGGCCCCUGAAGCCACUCCGGGCCCCGUCGCCUACGACGACUACUGGACACUUGAAGACAAAGAACCAAAUGCUCCUGUGACUGACAACUAUGACAGCUACUGGAAAGAGUCGGACCCGACGGCCGUCGCCCCCGAGGCUGAUGGGAAGGCCGGGGCAGAGGACACCGAUUACUGGGACGCCACGUUUAAGGAGCCGGAAGAGGUCAGCCCCGAAAUCAGAGUAGAAACUCUACCAGAGGAACCCACUGCUACUUCUCCGCAUGAGGGAACCUGGUAUGAUGAUUACGACGAAUAUGGAAUGAGGAGGAAAGAAGACGAGGCUGACGAUAAAUGGAUGGAAAAGGAGAGAGCGAGAGCAGAAAAGGAAAGAGCAAGGGAAGCUAAAGAGAGAGCGCAGAGGCUGAAGGAGGCGGAGGAGCGCGCCAGGAACAGACCACGUGUCUUCAAAGAGCCAAAGAAGUGUCCUCCCCUGGGGAUUGAGUCCCAUAAGGUUGAGCCGGACCAGUUCUCAGCCUCCUCCUCGUCGCAGUAUUAUUUUGCACCUCAGAGGGCGCGCCUCAACAUGCAGGGCUCGGAUGAUGAAGAAAACAUGAGAGGUGGAGCGUGGUGUGCAAACGCAGAGGACAGAAUCCACUGGUUUGAGAUUGAUGCUCGCAGGGAGACGGAGUUCACGGGAGUGAUAACACAAGGACGGAACUCUUUCAACGAGAGUGACUAUGUGGAGUCCUAUUUCCUGGCCUUCAGCAACGACAGCAGAGAAUGGACCACCAUCCACGAUGGGUACAGUGACUGGUUGUUCUUUGGAAACAGUGAUAAGGACACUCCAGUGAUGAACCAGCUGGCACAGCCUGUGCUGGCACGCUACAUGCGGAUCAUCCCUCAGAGCUGGAACGGCUCUCUGUGCAUGAGGCUGGAGGUCCUCGGCUGCCCCCUACCCGAUCCAGUGGAUGUUCACUACAGGCAAAACGAAGUCACUCCAGUUGAUUACCUGCAGUUCAAACAUCACAGCUACUCAGAGAUGGUUUCUUUCAUGAAGUCAGUGAAUUCGGAGUGUCCCAACAUCACCAACAUCUACAGCCUGGGCCUCAGCUCCAAGGGACUGGACAUCAUGGCCAUGGUCAUCUCUGGCAACCCCAUGGAGCACGAAAUAGGGGAGCCAGAGUUUCGCUUCACGGCCGGUCUCCACGGAAACGAGGCAACGGGUCGGGAGAUGGUCCUGCUUUUUAUGCAGUACCUGUGCAAAGAGUACAAGGACAGAAACCCCAGAGUACAGCGGCUGGUGGAGGGAAUACGCAUCCACCUGGUGCCAUCGCUCAACCCAGACGGACAGGUGGAAGCUUUUGAGGCGGGUUCAGAGCUGAGUGGAUGGACCACCGGACACUUCACAGAGGACGGCUUUGAUAUCUUCCAGAACUUCCCUGACCUGAAUAAUAUCCUGUGGGAUGCUGAAGAUAAGGGCAUGGUGCCAAAACUCACCCCAAACCACCACAUGCCCCUACCGGCGAACUUAGAGACCAACAGCUCGAUUGCUGUGGAAACUAAGGCCAUAAUCUCCUGGAUGAAAAGCCAUCCGUUUGUGUUAGGUGCAAACUUCCAGGGCGGGGAGGCAAUUGUAGCCUACCCUUAUGACAGCUUACGUCUCAACAAGCCUGACGAGAGCCAGAAACCCCACAGCCGCAAGAAGAGACAGUAUGAAGAAGAAGGAUAUGAUGUGACGGAGUGGGGAAGGGGCUACAACGAAGAGCCAGAGGAAGACUGGAGAGGAAGAGGAUAUGCAGAGCCGGAAGAAGAUAGAAGGGACCAGGGCCAAGAACGUGGCUACGACCAGAACCAAGGUUACGGACGCGGCUACGACCAGAACCACGGCUACGACCACGGCUACGACCAGAACCAAGGCUACAACCACGGCUACGACCAGAACCAAGGUUACGACCACGGCUACGACCAGAACCAAGGCUACAACCACGGCUACGACCAGAACCAAGGCUACGACCACAACCAAGGCUAUGGCCAUAGGGAGGAGGAAGAGGAUGAUAGAGGAAGAAGCGCGGGCUACCAGUACUCUGAGCCCGACGAUGAGCCUCGGGUGGUGGCAGACGAGUCCCUCUUCAGGUGGUUGGCUGUCUCUUACGCCUCCACACACCUGACCAUGACACGCAGCUUGUACGGCUCCUGCCACGGAGACGCCGCUGGAGGGACGCACGGCAUCGUCAACCGAGCCAAAUGGAAGCCAAUCACAGGCAGUAUGAAUGACUUCAGCUACCUGCACACCAACUGUUUUGAGUUGUCCAUAUUCCUUGGAUGCGAUAAGUUUCCCCAUCAGAGUGAGUUGGCGGUUGAGUGGGAGAAGAACAGAGAAGCAAUGAUCAUCUUCAUGGAGCAGGUGAAUCGUGGCAUCAGAGGCAUUGUAAAGGAUCAGCAGGGGAACCCCAUUGCAAAUGCCACUGUGUCUGUAGAUGGGAUAAACCACGACGUCACCACAGCAACAACAGGGGACUACUGGCGGCUGCUCAACCCGGGAGAGUACCGCGUGACUGUUCGAGCUGAAGGCUUCUCCCCUGUGACCAAAAUCUGUGUGGUGGGUUACCAGUCAGGAGCCACAGCCUGCAGCUUCAACCUGGCAAAGUCCAACUGGGACCGAAUUAAACAGAUCAUGGCCCUCAAUGGUAACAAGCCAAUUCGACUCAGCUAUGCCAACAACAGACAACAGAAACCUGCAAUUGCGAGCGGUAACAAGCGCGUGGUUGAUGGCGUCAAUGGGCACUCAGCGAAUUCACAAGUCAGCACCGAACGGCAGAGGAGGCUCAGAAUAGCUCGUAUCCGUCGCCUCCGGCAACAGCGAUUGCUGAAGUUAAGAUCAAUGACGACGUUACCCCCGACAACAACCACAAUUCCCACAACACCAGAGACCACCACAUCAUGGUACGACUCGUGGGUCACGGGGGAGGGACAGUCUUCGACGCCUGGCGGUUUCACGGACUCCAUCCUGGAUUAUAACUAUGAGUACAAAAUUGACGACUAUUAAUUUUAAAAACACAUACAGGCCAUUCAGUGAAGGGUAGUUUCCUUUGAGGUAGUUCUCAUUGCCGUGGUGACCUCGGAGCAGGCUGAUAAUGAUCAAAUGAGGAACCCUGUUUGUCUGACAUGCAAGCAAUGGCAAUGUAAAGCAUAUAAAUGACAUAGUUGUGUAAGGAUAGUGUAUCUAUUACCUAACAAAGUGUCUCUUCGCUGAAAUUGUCCCUGUUCAUUAUGCUGAUAUUUCCGGUUCAAGCUGCAAUUUUAUGACUUGUUAUUCAAUCGCUUUGCUUCAUGAAGUUUAUUGUGAAUGCACAUUAAAAGCUCUGACAGUUGUAUUCAUCACCAUGGUAGACAUAUUUUUUACAGUAUGAACAGUCACUGAAGGUUUAAAAAAACAUUUGUUCAAACUUGGUAACACAAUCAGAGGAGGGGUCGUGUUGCCUCACACUGCCGGAGUACAAUCAUUUUUCAAAUAAAGGCUUGUUAACACAC